ACAAGACACGACAUAGCAAAGAAAUAAUUAGAACAAGAAAAAAGAAAGACACAUAAAUACGUUAUAGAGAACUGAAAUUAGAUGUGAGAAAGAUUGAAUCAUGAAGCAGCUGUGACAACAAAGUAUUCAGCAGAUGGGAGUGGUAGAGUUCAGAAGAGUUGGAUAGCAGGGCUACUUUACCAUAGCCAGGAAGAAGACGGAGAUCGAACACCACACAAUCUGAUUAGUGAUAACACAUCAGGACUCAGGACCAGGAAACCAUGGCAGAACUUGUGGUGUCCGGCGUUGCUAAAAGCCUUGCUGACCUGCUCAAGGACGUGCUCGUGGAGGAAUCUAAACCCCUGCUAAGGGUGAGGCAAAACGUUAGGGAUAUCCAAAAAGAAUUGACGCUGAUAAAUUGUGUCUUGAAAGAUGCCGACGAGAAGCAAGGGCAAGAUAAUAGCCUUCAAAAUUGGGUUUCAGACAUACGAGAAAUCGCUUAUGAUGCUGAGGAUGUCAUUCGAACGUUUUCCAUCAGACAUGUAAUGCGAAUCUCAAAGCCAGUCAAAUGGUAUGCCUGGUUGAAUCUCGGCCAACUUCGACACCGUUGCAAAGUUGGGUCUGAGAUUAAAGCCAUAAAAGCUGAAAUCUCUAGGCUUCGCAUAUCUUCCCAAACCUAUAACUUGAUUUCUGUUGGACAAGGGCCAUCCAGCAAUGCUCUUGAUGAUCGGCAGCAAUAUUCCCAUGAAAAUGAGGAUAUUGUUGGGUUCGAAAGUAGCAUAAAUGAAAUAGUGGAUGAUCUUGUGGAUGAUAGUCGACCUGGUUGGGUCGUGUCAAUUUGGGGCAUGGCAGGUAUUGGAAAGACAACUCUGGCCAGGGAACUUUACCGUAAUGGUCGAAUUAGGCACCAUUUUGAUGGUUUCGGAUGGGUUUGUAUAUCUCAACAAUUUAAACCAGAAGAUGCUUGGGAACAAGUUUUGUUCAAUCUUGUCGCUCCAUCCAAAGAGGAGAGGCAAAAUAUUAAAGAGCUGAGACAGAAUGAGCUUGCAGAAAAGCUUUAUCAGGUUCAGAUAGAGAAGAAAUGUUUGGUGAUCCUUGAUGACAUUUGGAAGGCCGAGGACUGGGACAAGCUACGUCACGCUUUCCCAACUGCCGGAAAAGGGCGCAGCAGGGUAUUGGUUACAACUCGUUUUAGGAAUAUUGUAGUUCCUGAUUACAGUGGUGGUCGUCUUCCUCAUGAACUAAAUUUUUUGUCUGUAGAAGACGGAUGGGAGUUACUUCGGAGGAAGGCAUUUCCAGGGGCGAAGAAUAAUCCAGAUUUUACCGUUGGCGAAGUUAAGGAGAAUUUAGGGAAGGAAAUAGUUGAGAAAUGUGAUGGCUUACCAUUGGCUAUUGUUGUACUCGGAGGACUCUUAGCAACUAAAGAAUCAGUACACGAUUGGGAGAGGAUGAAUGAAGAUGUGCCAUAUUUUUUACAGCAAUCCGACGGUCACAAUAAUAUACUACCAAAGGUUUUGGCUCUAAGCUAUAAUGAGCUGCCACACAAAUUGAAACCUUGUUUCCUUUAUUUGAGUCAUUUCCCAGAGGAUGCUGCAAUACCUAAAAAGAAAUUGAUUCAAUUAUGGAUUGCAGAGGGCAUUGUAUCACUUGAACAGGAGACAGAUAAAGUGCUAGAGGAUGUGGCAGAAGGCCACUUGGUAUCCUUGAUCAAUAGGUGCAUGGUUCAAGUGGCAGAUUUUGGGUCUACUGGAAGAAUCAAAACGUGCCGCCUCCAUGAUAUUAUGCGUGAUUUUUGCUUGUUAAGAGCCGAGAAGGACAACUUUCUCAAGCUUGUUCGCUAUUCAAAUGGAAGUGAUGCUUCUUUUUUAAGCCUGCCAUCAGGUAAAACGCGUAGACUUGCUAUCUACUUGCCUGAAGAUGUUGAUAGAUUUAUCUCAUCACCACGCAAACAAUAUUCCAACCUCAGGUCACUUCUGUAUUUCCAUGGGAAAAGGUGUAGAGUGGAGGAUUGGCACCUCAUUAAAAAGAUUUUGAACCUCAAAAUUCUCAGAGUCCUAGAUCUUGAAGGGGUUAAUGGACCUUAUGGACAGCUGCCAAAAGAAAUUGGGGACCUCAUCCAGCUGCAGUUUCUAAGUUUAAAGAAAACAUAUAUUGGAGUUCUUCCACCAUCCAUUGGUAAUUUGAUCUUCUUGAAAACCCUAAAUUUGCAGACUAUUAGUAAAUUUAGUAGGGAUUCAACAGUACAAAUUCCAAAUGUGAUAUGGAAGAUGACGAAUUUGACCCAUUUAUAUCUUCCCAAGUGGUGUGGCGACAUGGUUAAUGAGCUGAAGUUGUCCAAUCUUCACCGCUUGCAGACACUAGUGAAUUUCCCUGCAAACAAAUGUGAUGUAAAAGAUCUUCUGAAAUUGACUAAACUGAGGAAACUGGUGCUCAAUGACCCAGCGCAUUUCAAAAGUUUAGUAGCAAUUUUCAGUCCCCCAAAUGAUGUCACAUUAAGAUGCCUUCAGUCCUUGUCCUUUAAAAGUGACACACUUGCAUUCCCCGAUGAGGUAGUAGAUGUCAGGCCAUUGCUGUCAAGCUGUUCAGCUCUUCAGAAGUUUCAUGUGGAAGGACGAAUAGAAAAGCUACCAGAAUACCUUCACUUUCCUCAAAACAUUGCCAAGUUAACUUUAUGGGGUUCUGAUCUUGUGGAAGAUCCAAUCCCAAUAUUGGAGAAGCUGCCUAACUUGAGAAUUCUGAGCGGAUGGCAAAUGUUCAUGGGGAAGAAAAUGGUUUUCUCUGAUCAAGGUUUUCCUAAACUCAGAAGUCUACUGCUUCGUGGCUUGAAGCAUUUUGAGGACUGGAUGAUGGAGGAAGGAGCUAUGCCGAGUCUUUAUCGAUUGGAAAUCUCAAAUUGCAUUAAACUGAAGACAAUUCCUGCUGCAGUAAGUUCUGUCAAAACUCUUCAGGAAUUGGAGAUAUGCGGGUGCCUAUUCAAGAUCAAAGAAGAGGACUUUUACAAAGUCCAACAUGUGCCCUCCGUUGUGAUUCGGAAUUGAGGUUAUUUAGUGUCAAAAGUGUGAUGAUCCUCAGGUUUUGCUGCUUUACUGGAAGGCCAACUGAUAAUGCAGUUACAAACCAAGUUACCACAAGAUAGCUGCUACAUGUAAAAUAUGAAACUUCAUAAUAGACAAUGUUGAAAGAGUUGCAUCACUUUGUUUGUUUUUUUAUUUCAAUCAUACUACAGGCGUGAUGGCCAAGCCUCCCUUCUUAGGGUUACAGCCAUCAAAAAAAAAAAAGAUUGUAUGUUUUCUAAUAGACAAUGUGCCUUAUUUUUCAGUACGUUUUUUCCGAUUGGGUGUGUGUAUUGAACCAGGCUCUGUCGUUAUAUGAAAGGAAAAUUUGGUCCA
Messenger RNA from Rosa chinensis, 3368 nucleotides. Its product is annotated as probable disease resistance protein At1g58602. Gene Ontology annotation, molecular function: ADP binding; ATP hydrolysis activity. Gene Ontology annotation, biological process: defense response to other organism. NCBI's taxonomy places the organism in Eukaryota, Viridiplantae, Streptophyta, Magnoliopsida, Rosales, Rosaceae. The record is from RefSeq and is a predicted model, not a curated record. The coding region runs from base 261 to 3017 and encodes 918 amino acids. The transcript has 4 exons.